Silurus meridionalis is the source of this 4902-nucleotide messenger RNA. RefSeq names its product zinc finger CCCH-type containing 7Ba (gene zc3h7ba). The coding region runs from base 198 to 3206 and encodes 1002 amino acids. NCBI's taxonomy places the organism in Eukaryota, Metazoa, Chordata, Actinopteri, Siluriformes, Siluridae. The record is from RefSeq and is a predicted model, not a curated record. The transcript is spliced from 22 exons. Gene Ontology annotation, molecular function: metal ion binding; miRNA binding; protein binding. Gene Ontology annotation, biological process: miRNA processing.
GUGAGGGAGUCAUCACAUGUUCCGUGUAGUUAGCGCGCAGUGAGAGAUCACUGAGAGAAUAAAGUGUGAGAUCUUCAUACAGACAUACAGAGAUCUAAGUGUUCACUUUACUCUCACACACACACACACACACACACACACACACACACACACACACACACACACACAUUUAUAGCUGCAGGACCUCAUGAAACGAAAUGAACCAGGAUCGACAGAAUCGCAAGGAGGAGAUCCAGAAAGCUCUGGCUUUUAUUCAGUCCUCACUGCCGUACCCGGACCCAGACGGAUAUGAGGGUUUCCUCAUGCAGCUGGUGUGUAACCUGUUGGAUGAAGGUAACGCGGCGUUCCGAGAAGGAGACUGGACGCUGGCUCGGGGACACUUCAGCGAGGGCGUGAGCGUGGCGAAAUACGCUCAGGGAGAAGGAGUGACCGUUCCUGCGGCGCUGCUCGAGAGCCUUUACGUGAACAGAGCCGCGGCGCAACACAACAUGGGGGAGUUGGAGGCGAGUGUGAGGGACUGUGACAGCGCUCUGGGCGUGGCUAAGGGCAGCGGCAGGGCUCUGUACAGGAAGGCCGUGUGUCUGAAGGAGCUCGAUCGACUGAACGAGGCGUACGAGUGCAGCACGGCUUGCCUGAUCACAUCACCACAGGAUGAGAGGGUGAAGGAACUGGCUCAGGAUUUGGCAAACAGACUGGACCUGAAGACACGUAAAGCCUACAUUGGUGUGCAGGUCAGUAACGUUACCACCAUGAUGCGACGUGACGUGGCUUACGAUGACGUAAUCCGUGUUCCUGUUCUUCGACAGGGCGUAAGCGAGACUAACGGAGAAAACAUGCUCCCUCUGGAGCAGAUCUCGAACGGGAUCGAUGGCUUGUGUGAUGUCGCAGCAUCAGCAGGUGUAUCUGUGAGCUCGUCCUCCGUCCUGUCCGCUCCGGUCCCUGUGAGUGAAGCCACAGACGAUUCAGCUGUGUGUCUGUCAGUACCCGUGUCUGAGCAGCUGGGGGACUGUGAUCUGGUGGGGGACGAGCUGGACACCCUGCUGGACUGCGUCUCCAAGCAGGAACAGCUCCCACAGACUCCGUCGAAAGGCAGCGUCGUCCCUACUCAUGUCCCAGCGAUGGGUCUGGGUCCGUCAUUCUCUCCUCUCCUCCCUGCCCCGUCUCCGUGUCUUCCUCCUGCGUUCUUUUCCUCAGCCGUCACUCAUCUGAACACGCUGGACUCGUUCAGUGAGACGAGUCACGACCCGUCUCUGACGGUCAGACCGCUGGAUUCGCUCGACUCCUUCUAUCAGGGCUCAUCUCAGGGCUCAGUGUCUCAACAAGCUCCUCUAGUGGUGGGAGGAGAGGGGCUCGAUUCACUCUCAGAGUUCACGCUGCCUGGUGGUAAAGUCUCUUCCAGUUUUCUCCCUCCAGUGAAGAUCCGAAGCUCCUCAAACUGUGUGAACACUGUGUACACGAACGGUCAUGUGGCAUCCACCUUAUCCCAGCUCUCCAGAAACCCUCUUGAACACACGCACGACUUCACUCAAGCCUGUUCCGUCUGCUUUAAACGUACAGGUGCAGGUGUGCUGGACUGUGAGUACAGACCUGAUUUGUCUCACAGCUGUAAGAAAGACAUCCUGCUGUGCAGGAAAAGGGGCGGGGUCACACCACAUUGGAGGCGUGUCCGGCCACGCCCAGCUCGGAGCAACUUCCAGGGUCCUUAUGUGCUCUGUAAAGAGGUUCUAGAGUGGCAGGACUGUAAAUACGGAGAGGCCUGCACCUUCGCGUACUGCCAGGAGGAGAUCGAUGUGUGGACGCAGGAGAGGCGGGGCUUACUGACCCGGGAGCUGCUCUUCAACCCGCUCUCCUUCAAUCAGAGACAAGCGCUGAGCGUCAUCCGACUGCUGACUCUACACGGGGGCAUGUUCAUGUUCCUCUGUGAGGCCUGUUUUGACGGUAGACCCAGGACCAUCAGUAAGCGCUGUAAGGAGAAUCCGUCCCUGUGCUCUAACAUGGACUCGCACCAUCAGUUCGACCGAAACAAGUGUUUGGUGCACGUGGUGAAGAGCAGCAGCAGUGUGUGUUACAGUAAGAUCAGGCCCCUCAGCACUCAUCGGCAGUUUGACGUGUGUCGUCAUGAGGUGCGUUACGGCUGCCAGCGCGACAAAAACUGCAGCUUCGCUCAUUCACUCAUAGAGCUCGAGUGCUGGAUCCUGCAGAAAGAUCAUGGCACCACUCAUGAAGGUAUUGUGCAAGAAUCUAAGAAGCACUGGCACAAGCAGAGACCAGUAAAUAUUUCCCAGAUCAAUGGCACUGUAUUUAAAGGGGAGGGGCAGAGCAAGGGGGUGGAGUCAAACGGGAAGGCGUGCCCUGACCGGUCAUCGGGAGCGGGAGGCGUGUCGGGGGUGAAAGGUCACGAUCUGCGUCUGACAAUGAAGUUUGUGUGCGGUCAGUGCUGGAGCGUCGGACUUCCGAGUGAAGCGGACAAAACACACAAGUACUGCAGCGCUAAAGCACGACACAGCUGGAUUAAAGAACGAAGGGUGCUCCUGGUGAAGUCUUUAGACCGAGAGAAGUGGGUGGCUGUGCGACCUUUGCCCUUUGCCAAGACGUACCCUCAGCAGUACGACAUCUGUGUGCACGUGCUGAAGGAGAAGAAGUGCCACUACAUCGGGAACUGUUCUUUCGCUCACAGCCUGGAGGAGAAGGAGCUGUGGACCUACAUGAAGAACACUGGCUUGCGGGACCUGCAGCAGGUCUACGACACCUGGUGGACGGCGACCAAUCAGAACAAGCGCUCCGACGGCUCUUCGGCGUCCCAGUUCGGAGAGGAGAAGCAGAUCACCAUGCCGACCGACUUGGCAGAAGCCAACGACGGUUUACACUGCCGCCUGUGUGGGAAGCAUAGUAACAGCGAUCGUCAGUGGCAGCAGCACAUCUUGUCUGAGAGACAUAAAGAGCGAGUCCUGAGCGGAGCGGGAGAGGAGGAGAGUCUCACCUGGAUACACCGCUUCCCCGGACCCUACUUCUCCAUCUGCCCCAGGUUUGAGCGCGGCUGUGCCGAGGGCGUGAGCUGCGACUAUGCCCACGGCGAGGAGGAGCUCCAGGAGUGGCGCAAGAGGCGGGACUUCCUGCGCAGGAGGCUGGAGAGAGCGCGAGCUGAGCAGCUCAUAGCCCUGAACGACUACGACUUUGGGAAGUACAACUUCCUCCUGCAGGACUGAGAGAAAACACACACACACACACACACACACACACUUCUGCAUUCAAGUGCCAUUCAUUCAUUUAUAUAUAUAAAAAAUUUUCAACCUGCUGGUAGAUGUUUGCAGAGUCUCGACCCAGUUCCGGUUCUGGUUCUGCAAUAUCCCAUUUGUGUUUAACACCCGAGUGCCUCUUGAGCCUCCCUUUAGAUUAGGGACCCUACAAUCCAUUCCUUUUCAUUAAGACAUGAUCACUUGUGUUUUUCAAGGCAAGCCACAUCACGUCACAUCUACACGCUGCCCGGCUUCAACACGUAACACCUCCAGCACCAGGUUUAGGGUCCAGUUCUGUUCUCCAGGAUGCUCACUAGAACUUGCAGUAACUAGCAGAUAUACAAACGAACCACACGUCCGUCUCGCUCUUAUUACCAUGCAGCACGAUACUCAGAUCAGCAGAAACGGCGGUGAUGAUGAUGAUGCCAGAGAAUGAGUUUAAUUCUGUUAUACUGGUUUGUUUUUUUAUCCCCCUCACCACCACCACCACCACUACCACAUGAUCCUGACAUUUCAAUGAGUCUAAACCCAAAUUCCUUUUUUUUUUUUCUUGCUUUGUAAUUCUAGUCUUUUACAAAACACACAAAAUUAACAAACAAACACACGCAUUCUGAACCUUCAUCCCACCAUAGAGCUUCAGUGGUUAAGCCUCUGGGUUACUGUUUAGAAGGUCAAUGUUUCAAGCCCAACUAUCGCCAAGCUGCUACUCUUGGGGCCCCUGAGCAAGGCCCUUAACACUCAUCAUUGCUGACCCUGUUCUCUGACUCCAGCUUCCGAUCUACACUCAGUGCAAACAAAAGAAAGCGUGUAGUCCUGUGUGAAUCUUCUGCCGUUUCUGUGUCAGUUGGUGACACUUGGCGUCAGUUGGCAUCGUUUGGGGUCCGUUGGUGACAGUUUGCCUCUGUUGGCAUCGUUUAGUGUCAGUUUGCAUCUGUUGGCGUCAGUUGGCGUCUGUUCCCGUCUGGUGGUAUCUGUUGUCGUCAGUUGGGAUCAGUUGGUGACUGUUUGUGUGUGCACAUGCUGAGGGAAUUCCAGAAGGUCUCAGACGGCCUCGGCUGUAAGAUAGUCGUGACAGAUGUCGCUAAACCCAAAUAAACAUCAGCUCUCAGGAGGAGACGAGACAAUCAUGUGUUUCAUCUCCGCCGUCCCGGACCUGUUUAUUCUCAGAGCUCCAGCUCUCACUUUUAACCCGAGCAGAACCAAAUACAGGAGAACCAGUGAAGUGAAGGGCAUGAGUAAUAGUCUCACACACACACACACACACACACACACACACACACACUGGGCGUUUGAUUAUGGAGCGGUUCUGCGAGUUUCUCAUCUUCAAUCUUCAAAUUUAAUGGACUCCUGUAGCUAUACACCAGUUUGGCAUCAUCUCACGCAGCUUUGUGGUGGUGCUCAGUGUCUCACACACGUUCAGAUGCCUCCUGCAUGGCUGAAUAUCACGCUCUCAUCUAUAGGAAUCGGACAAAGAACAAUCGUAAAUGGAUGAAACGCCACCGAAUGUCGCCAAAUCGCAAACGCUGUUGAAUAUUUUGGAAUAAAAACAGAAACUGGUAGCUGUAACCCCCUCGAGCGUCUACAGAGAAAUGAUUUACAGGAUCAAUUUGGCUGGAAUUGUUCUUUUCGUUCUUUUCUUUUUCUUUUUAAAGGGUGUUCACACUUU